UCAGGUGGCGUCAGGGGGGUUGCGCCCGGCCCUUCUCCUCUGCCUGCACCUCAGACGGCACCACUCUCCAGACCUGCAGGUUGCAAGAUGUGACCGGUCACUCCCUCAGAAGAACAAACAGCCUGAAAAAUGAUGCAGUAUACACAGAAUGCUGUCGCUGUGCAGCCCAACAAACCUCUCAUUUGCCUCAGGACUAGUAUCAUGACCAUUGGUAUAAUUGGGCUGAUCAUUUGGAUGGCUUGUUUUGGGAUGUCAGCAGGAUUCUGCUUUGAUCCAUAUGCUACAGCAACAACCAGAUUCAUCGGGUUUCUACUGGUAGUGGUGCACACAGCUUACAUUUUCCUCACGUGUGAAAUCAUCUAUUUCAUCUCGUAUGUCGACACCUUCUCCCACAGCGAGCUGACGAAUCUUCGAAGCGCAACCUCGAAGUUACUGGCAGCUACUAUAACUGGCGUUGGUGUAUCUGUUUCCAUCAUAUUGCAUUUCAUUAUGUAUGGUUUUGAAGAAGGAUGGUACUUCGAAUGGAGAGAUGACUCAGGGUCUCAUCACUUUGGGGGAUUUAAUAACUAUUCAGCGUCAUAUGCCUUUUGGUGCAGCUUCUCCUAUAUCUACACAUCCAUUCUGUUCAUCUUAAUAGCAGUUUACUAUAAGAAGUGUCACACACGACUGAUGUAUGGAGGACUCCCAAAACACCAACAAUUACCUGUAACUCAAUACCCUGUGGCAACGGCUGGAAUGCCUCAGCGGAUGGAAAUGACUGGAAUGUCUCAGCAAAUGGAAACGGCUGGAAUGCCUCAGUGGAUGGCAACGCCUGCCCCAGCAAAUCCUGAGGGACCUACAUUCCCGUAGAGACGUUUCCCCGCCCAUGGACCAUAAAGCUCCUGGAGAGGGGCUUAUCCAGUGCAUUUGGAGAGGAGUGAUACUACAGUUCUUGGGCUUGAAAUGAAGUGGCAAGCUGCUAUCGCUCUUCAGAGGAUCACUUACGGUUGAGUUGCCGAGUUAUUACCUUGCAUCCGUAGAUGCCAGACCACUGUGCCAUACGCCACGAUUAUAAGUAGUUGGUUAA
Macrobrachium nipponense is the source of this 1066-nucleotide messenger RNA. RefSeq lists its product as uncharacterized. The coding region runs from base 130 to 849 and encodes 239 amino acids. The record is from RefSeq and is a predicted model, not a curated record. The transcript is spliced from 6 exons. Lineage: Eukaryota; Metazoa; Arthropoda; Malacostraca; Decapoda; Palaemonidae.